Messenger RNA from Rattus rattus (black rat), 2018 nucleotides. RefSeq names its product RCAN family member 3 (gene Rcan3). The transcript has 4 exons. Gene Ontology annotation, biological process: calcium-mediated signaling. The record is from RefSeq and is a predicted model, not a curated record. NCBI's taxonomy places the organism in Eukaryota, Metazoa, Chordata, Mammalia, Rodentia, Muridae. Gene Ontology annotation, cellular component: nucleus; cytoplasm. The coding region runs from base 47 to 688 and encodes 213 amino acids. Gene Ontology annotation, molecular function: calcium-dependent protein serine/threonine phosphatase regulator activity; nucleic acid binding.
CAGCCAGUCAGACCUCUGUAGCAGCGACCAGGAAGAGGAAGAGGAGAUGGUCUUUGGUGAAAAUGAAGACGAUUUGGAAGAGAUGAUGGACCUCAGCGACCUGCCCACCUCCCUGUUUGCUUGCAGUGUCCACGAAGCGGUGUUUGAGGUCCAAGAGCAGAAGGAGAGGUUCGAAGCCCUGUUCACCCUCUAUGAUGACCAGGUCACAUUCCAGUUGUUCAAGAGCUUUCGCAGAGUGAGGAUCAACUUCAGCAAGCCCGAGGCUGCUGCGAGAGCACGGAUCGAGCUCCACGAGAGUGAAUUCCAUGGCCGGAAGCUGAAGCUUUACUUCGCACAGGUGCAGGUGUCCGGGGAGGCUCGGGACAAGUCCUACUUACUGCCACCACAGCCCACCAAGCAGUUCCUCAUCUCCCCUCCCGCCUCACCCCCUGUGGGGUGGAAGCAGAGUGAAGAUGCCACGCCAGUGAUCAACUAUGACCUCCUCUGUGCCGUCUCCAAGCUGGGGCCAGGGGAGAAAUACGAACUGCACGCAGGAACCGAGUCCACCCCCAGUGUGGUGGUGCACGUCUGUGAGAGCGAAACCGAAGAGGAAGAAGACACAAAAAAUCCAAAACAGAAAAUCACGCAGACACGGCGCCCGGAAGCUCCCACGGCAGCACUGAGUGAGCGGCUGGACUGUGCACUGUGAGCGGCUGCUGCGCCUGCGCCUUCCACUGCUACAGCCGCGCCUGCCUUGGAGCGCAGCCCAGCGAUGCUGAUGCAUCCGUCCAGCUGCUGGGCCAUCCUCCCCGGGCCAGAACGUGGAGUGAAGUGGCAGAUCCAGCCAGCCGUUUCAGAUUUCGAACAGUAUUCUAAAUGGCACUUUAAGUGACAAGGUUAGCCCUGACCAUGUGGCACCUGUCUCCUCCCCCAGAAAUAUUAGUUCCCUUGAACCUGUAGAGCAUUGGGUACAAGAGCCAGAGCCAGCGUCACCCAGUGCACUGCCAUUUCUACAGACUUAAACGUUAGUCUUACUUUGGUGUGGGUAUUUUUGUACAGAUGUGGCAGUGUCUAGCAGAUUGAGCAAAGGCUGAAUGUAAUUAUUCAGUAGACAUGACCUUUCUUUUUGCACGAGAAGAAACCUGAGAUACAAAAUCAUUUGUAGAAGUCAUUUUUUUUCUCAAGUAUUUUUUCACUAGCUUUAGGGAUGAAAGGCCAAGUGACUGAGAUUGUCAGGUCCAGAUGGCGUGGGCAGAUGCGCCCUUGGCUCUCCUGGCUGUCCAUCUUACUUGGCAGUCAGUGAAAGUGGCGUGCAGAACCCUGCUCCCAGCGCAGCCCUCCCCAGCCUCAGCUCUGCUGCAGGAACCCUGCCUUUGCUGGCAGCCUGUGUCCCCGGGAAGCCUGGCUGAUGGCUUUAUGGAACUGUAGCCCCAAGGCAGCUCUUAAGUUACUCUCUUGACCCUCCUAGUGCUGGCCUGCUACUGCCUGAGUUUUCCUAUGCUGUGUGCAUCGGCACGGAUGUUCGGUCUUAACUUUAGACAAUAAUGAUGACUCUGUGCAGACCGAUUUAAAUUGGGGGAGCAGGUUCGUUUUUGUUUUCUUUGAAGACAGGGUUUCACUUGGUAGCUCCUGGGCCUCAAAUCCUCCGUGUUCCUCCUGCCUCAGCUUCCCAAGUGCUGGACUUACAGGGGCGAGCACCAUGCACUUGAAAGUUCUCCGUUCAAGUAUUUUAGCUGUUUGGAAAGAAAAAAAAUCACCUGUACUUUUUCCCUGCAGAUUAGGGAGAGGAAUCAUUCUUUUGUGGGUGGUUGAGCUUUUUUCUUUGUUUGUUUUUGUUGUUUUGAGACAAGGUUUCACACUGUAGCUCAGGCUAGCCUGUGACUCAUUAUGUAGCCCAAGUUGGCCUUGAGCCCAAGACCAUUCUCUUUCCUUAGCCUCCUGAGUGUUCGGAUUGCAGGCAUGGGCGUGCAGUUCAUGCUUCCCUUUUUAGUGAACAUUUCCACCUUUGCUUGCAGUUGGUGUUCAGAUAGAAUUGCUUC